Molecule: messenger RNA, 1826 nt
Organism: Puccinia graminis f. sp. tritici CRL 75-36-700-3
Lineage: Eukaryota; Fungi; Basidiomycota; Pucciniomycetes; Pucciniales; Pucciniaceae
Exons: 3
Coding region: 1-1761 (586 amino acids)
Biological process (GO): methylation
Cellular component (GO): mitochondrion
Molecular function (GO): methyltransferase activity; nucleic acid binding
Source: RefSeq, a predicted model, not a curated record
AUGGAUCAUCUGAUCGUUGGUGUCUGGUGUGGAUCUUCACAGCAGAGAGUCACGGCAUACCCCAGGGGGCCCCGCCCAUUGCCAAGCCCUCUCCGCGCACAGGUCGAUAUGCAAAAUGCCCUCGGCUGUUUCUCCGCCGCCUUUCCAUCUUCACCCGGCCAAGACGACCUGGUCAGCUUGCACUUCUGUUGGUCAUUUCUUUCAGGUGGAAUAAAUACUCCAACGGACAUCCUCCAUGUUUCCCCAUCGUACCUGGUCGUGGUCGUCCCUGGCGAGUCGCAAAUCGACAAGCGCUCUGAGCUGUGGCUUGGCAGUCUAAAAGCCACCCGAGAUUUUUUAGCGCUAAGAUGGGCACAUACCACUUCACCCUUUAAGACUCGAGUCGUGAGACCCUCCGUACCGCCGACUAGCUCGAUCGAAAAGGAGCUCAAGACGCGGCUAGUCAACAUGUAUCUGGAGGAAGAAAAUCUGAGCGUGGCUACCCCUGAACAUUGGAGACGCAGUGAAAUAGAGUUGAAUUGGCUCAAGGUCGGGGCAACCAAGGAGCUCCUCCGACAGUCUCGACAUUCAAUCUCUUCCAUUUCACUUAAUCGACACAUUGAAACAAAAACCGGAAAACAGCCCUUCGUCGGUAAGCUGUUGGCUGAUUGGGUAGACCAACAUGUGUCAAAGAAGAAACCUUUAGCCUACAUACUUGGCAAUGUACCAUUUGGUGAUCUGACUUUUACCAUACGCCCUCCAAUCCUCAUACCCCGCCCGGAGACUGAGCAGUGGGUAACAGAACUAUCUCGAACAAUGAAUUCGUAUUUCCAAGCAAUCAGAUCGUCUCGUCCGUCGGCCGACGAAUCGACAUCACCCCAUCUCCCCGCUCCCAAACAGAGCCGACCAUCCUCUUUCAAGGUCUUAGAUCUCGGCACAGGCAGCGGCUGUAUCUCGAAUUACCUUGCUUAUCAUCAUCAAGAUGUUCAUGCGGUUGGGGUGGACAUUGACCAGGAUGCAGUCGGUCUGGCUCGGGAGAAUGGAACGACCCAUAAGAUUUUCUGUCCGAAUAAAUCUAGUCUUACUAACCGCAACCUGAGAGGCCGGGCAUCCUUCUUCAACUUAGACCUCUUCUCACCCACAUUUACUCAGAACCUCAAACAGGCCUCUCAGAGCUUGACCGGCUUCGACAUGAUCAUCUCAAAUCCACCGUAUAUCCCUCUUCCCGAUUAUCAUCACCUCCCACAAUCGGUCAAAGGCUGGGAAAGCUCGAUCGCAUUGAUUGGCGAUAGGGAUUCGAGAGAACUGAAUGUGCCCAACGGAGGACGAGUUCUUUCUAGAAGUAAUCGGCCGAGCGGAGACUAUGGUUUCUUUACCAGUUACCGAUCAUCCUUAUCACCCAACGCCACAAAAUCCGAAUCGGUGGCUGAUGGAGGGACAGAAGAACCGGACAUGAGACACCUUGGAAGGACGUCAACCGAUGCUGAAUCGAUGAUUGAGAAAAACCACAAAUCGCGCGGGCAGAAACAGGACGGACUGGAUUUCUAUCGUCAGAUCAUCCAGCUCGUCGCUACCGGAGGCUUACUGAAACCGGACUCGAGCAACUUCCAUCAUCGCUCUGGGGCCGCGGGUCAGCGGCUACCUAAGCUGGUCUUUGAGGUCGGCCAUGGUCAGGCUCAUUCGGUCAAGAAACUCAUCUUACAACUCUUGCCCGGAGAAAUCACCCAAGUGCUUAUUGUCAAAGAUUUCGCGGGGAUCGAGCGGACCCUGUUGUGUUACUAAGAUUCUACCUUAAUAUUCUUCUUAUCUCCCCCCCCCCUUUAUUAUACAAAAAUCAGCUCUGCUCC